UAAACAGGCUUCACUGAUUCGAGUAUUUGGCGAGCACGGUUUUGUACUACUAAUUUUGGCGGUCCAUGAACUCACCAUAGUUGUUACAUGAAUAACUUUCUCCGACUUUCUAGAACGUGUUUUAUGCCACUUCUUUUUCUGUCUCCUUUUGUCCACCAAACUUUUAACGUUGUGCACAAAGUGUAUGCGCCAUCUUGGAUUGGAUUCGUCGUGGAAAGUCUAGUGUGCUCAAGUGGACCAGUCAAGAUUUGUAAGACCCCCCCUCAAAUCCUUAAUGAGAAUGCUUGUUUGCCUGGUAGCUGGAUGCUAACCUGCUAACAACACAACAAACAGGUGAUGGCUGAAGAAGCUCAUUUAAAGGGGACGUCCUUCCUCAAACCACUGCCAAAAGAAAACCACUGGGGCCGUGUCAUUGCGAGCCACAACAUCUUUGAGUCAACUCAGUCAGAAUGGAGAUGAACGGAGUCGUUUCAGAGUAUCGAAAGAAGUGUGUUGAGUCUAAACACAACAGUUUGUGCAAGGAAGAGACGGAACCCAACGAGACCGUAGAUGAAACCAAAGUGUCUCACAUAGAAAAAGCCUACAGCACAAUACUGGCGGAGCUCGGAGAGGACAUCAACCGAGAGGGACUUCUUCGAACACCACUUCGUGCUGCCAAAGCCAUGCAGUUCUUCACCAAAGGCUACAAAGAAACCCCCCAGGACAUCUUGAAUGAUGCUAUCUUUGAUGAGAACCAUGAGGAGAUGGUGAUUGUCAAGGACAUUGACUUGUUCUCUCUGUGUGAACAUCACCUGGUUCCCUUCUUUGGCAAGGCUCACAUAGCAUAUCUUCCAAACAAGAAAGUGGUUGGUCUGAGCAAAAUAGCAAGAAUUGUGGAGAUCUACAGUAGGAGACUUCAAGUUCAGGAGCGUCUAACCAAGCAGAUCGCUUCAGCAAUCGUUGAGGCGCUGGACCCUACUGGAGUGGCGGUGGUCAUCAAGGCUGUUCACAUGUGCAUGGUGAUGAGGGGUGUGCAGAAGAACAAUGCAAGUACUGUGACAAGCGUCAUGUUGGGAGCCUUUAAUGAUGACCCCAUCACACGCAAGGAGUUCCUCAACCUUGCACUGUAAAACAGGCCAAUCUACUCACAUUCCUCACCAUGACAGCGGAUUACAAUCCUAAUAAGCAACUGAAAGAUUACAAUUGUGUCUUUAGCAUUUUUUGUGCGGGUUUUUCUACAUUGGGGAAAACAAGUUUGGUUUUCACACUUUUUACUGUCGUGUGAAGCGAUCACAAUCACCCAAACAUCUUUCAAUAAUCAUUUCUACACUUGAAUGAAACAAAGUGGUAUGUGUUAUUAUAUUAUCAAAGACAGUCUCACACAUUGUGACAACCAAAGUCGGUAGAAUAGGCAAAAAUUUUACUUGCCGUAUUUUUCGGGUCAUAGGGUUUACCGGUUUAUAAGGCGCACUGCUAAUGAGCGGGUCCAUUUUCAUACACAUGGCCCACUGGAUUAUAAGGCACAUUAAAAGGGUCAUAUUAUAAUUGUUCUUCUACAUUUAAAACUCUUCCUUGUGGUCUACAUAACAUGUACUGGUUAGUUUUUUCAAGCUGCUUUCUGACCGUUUCUUCAGGAUGCGCACACCCCCAACCGCAUUGAUUGGUUGAUUGAAACUUUUAUUAGUAGAUUGCACAGUGAAGUACAUAUUCCGUACAAUUGACCACUAAAUGGUAACACCCGAAUAAGUUAUUUCAACUUGUUUAAGUCGGGGUCCAAGCAUAGUCCAGGUUGGUUAGUCCUAGUUUUCAAAAACCGAACACGAUCAGAUUAAGGUGUUUUCAUGGGUUGCAGGAGGCUUAUUUAGAGCCAAACUAUUUGAGAAAUCUGAAUAAUUUAGUGCAUGGACACGUACGGUUUGUUGCACAGGUAGUUUUUAGCACUUCCAUAGCGUGACCACUGAAAGUUAGAACUAUACGCUACUUUAUAUUAGAAAUGGCAACAGUGGAGGAUAAAGAAAAAUAAGGAGUUUACGGACUACAACGUGGACUACAAUGGCAAACACGCACACAUUUUUUAGACUUAUGCAGAUCCCAAAUACACAUCAGCAUGAACCAAUAUGUAAGAAAAGUCGGUGUUGCAUAAUAGGUCAAAAUAAAACGCCAGAUAAAGUCUCCUAAUAGGUGCCAUUUUGGGGUCCUUAUACAGACACCAUGAUAAUACCCGUAUGUUGGAGCACAGUACGUCUGACUACGAUGGAUGUAAUGUGCCGACAAUCCAUCAAGCGGUGCGGCGUUCUAGCUUAUCAAAGUUGUAGUAAAACAUUUUGACAGAUUUUUGAGCGCUGCGUGUAAUGUUCUAUAUUCUCAAUUAUACAUCAAAGUUUUGGUGUUGCUUGCUUACGGGUACUUGCUCGUGUCAUUUAUUAAACAGGCGUCAACUUGCAGUCUACACGUAUCGCUUAUGUGUUACUGCCAUCUACUGGUUACACUUAUUACACCAUGUUCCACAACCAUAGUUAAUACAUAUUGCACAUAAUGUACACUGUCGAUUUUUGAAAAAAUGGAAAGAUAUUAAGUGUGCCUUAAAGUCCAAAAAAUACGGUACAUGCAAAACCAACUUUUCUUACUAAUUGGUAGCUGUUUUUGUUUAUUUGGGAUCUGCAUAAGUCCUGAAAAUGAGAACUCAAACCAUAGAGGUAUUGUGGAGAUAUUUAGAAAACAAUCAUGCCUUCCUUUAUAUUUCCUUCAAACGAGCCGUCCCGUCUGCCAUUGUAAUCCGACACUGUAGUCAAUAAGCUCUUCUUUGUCUUUCUCUGUCCUCUUAUUGUGGGGCAGACUGGCUCGUACAUGCACAUGCAUCCUCCGCUCUUGCCAUUUCUAAUACAAAGUAGCAUAUAAACCACAACAUGGAUGACGGGGAGAAGAUGCUGUCAAAGUGGAGGCAUGUAAAUAAGACCCGCCCACAAAAGGGCGCAUCCCAAAGAGACAUUUAGAAAGAGGUUUGAAAAUGGUCUGUAAAAGAUCAUCUAUGCAACAUUUUGACCAAAUAACCUUUAUUACAUGUCAUGUAGACCACAAGGAAGUGUUUUAAAAGUAGAAAAAAAGUCAUAGGAGAGCACAGGUGUCAAACUGAAGGCCUGUAAAUAAUUACACGUCAAUUAAGUACUUUAUCUUUUCUUACAAAAUGUAUACAAUCUUUUCAUUUUGACAGAAAAAAUACAUGUACCACGUGCAAUAGCGAAUCUUUUAGAUAUCAAUUUAAAAGUUUAGCAAAACAUGAAUACCUCUCUCAUUUUGCAAAGUGGACCUUGUUUUUACGGCAGCACAUCAGUGAAACGCAAUCAUUUAUGGACAUCUGGAGGGAGGACUUGGUCUCAGCCUCUGUAAGAGUGUAGUUUACGCCUUGCUAGCAAGCUAACAAGUGUGAGACGAAGUUGUGUGAAGAAUAACUAUCAUUUUAGCCAAAGUUGGCCAGCUAAAAUUAGUCUACAUCAAUUCAAGUACUUUUUAAAGCAAUGAUGUAAAAAGGGGCACAAUAACAUACGCGAACCGUGCACGCGCACAAACACACACACACACACACACACACACACACAGAGACAGACGCACAGACAUCAUAAGAUUUAACAUACAAUCUAUCAAAUAGCCAACAUUUUAAGGAUUAAUCAAAGAUAAAAUUCUACACAUUUAGUCUAUUAGAGGGCUAAAACUGCCAAGAGUUAAUCAAUAGUCAAUAUACCAGUGUGCAGCUUUUUAAACAUCACAAAAUGCCUUUCUUUUUGGAAAAAGUAAAAUUUUGUGUUUUGUUCGUUUUCAUUACUUUUUUUUAAUUUAUUUUUUAAUUACAUAAACCAGGUUAAUGGUUUUUUUUAGCAAUUGGCCUUUUUUUUAAAUGGACAACAUUUGAAUAGUCAUUUUAAUUUUUGUAACAGCUGAAUGAGGAGCACAGUUACAGUCAAAAUAAAUAAUUAUGAAUAAAUUAGUCAUCUUGAUUGUUUGUAAGCAUAUUAAAAAAUAACUUAAACUGCAUUUAGAAGACGAUGGAAAAAUUAGAGCCAUUAACUGUGUACGCUUUAUUAUCUGAUUAGUCGACUAAUCGUUAAGAUAAUCGCUGACUAAUUGACUAUAAAAAAUAAUCUUUAGUUGCAGCCCUAUACUGUACACAUACCUAUUGUAAAACUUACAAUAGAUUUUACGCCCUGAAUUCCGCCCUGUUGCCAAAAUUUUACAGUAAGAAAAAAACUUUUUCCAGUUACAGUAACACACUGUAAAAAUAACGGUGGAUUGUCAGAAUUUCACCGUAAAAAACAUUACUGUAAAAACCACUGUAAAUUUGCAUAGGCAAUUGUGUAAUAUGAGGCAAACCUUAAUACAUUUGUGUUUAUAUAUUAUUCAAUAAUAUGAGGGCAGCCAUAAGAAACAACACCCUCUAGUGGUGAGAUGUAAGUGUGACAACCAACAUUGUUUUUCUCUACUGUACAAUUGUAAUGAUCCGGUAGUGGACCUUUAUAUUGAAGCAGAAAUUGUCUGAAAACUGUAUUUUUAGAUACUUUUUCUCAUGUUUGAAUUGUGUACUUUAUUGACUGAAGUAUUGAAAUUAAA
Molecule: messenger RNA, 4581 nt
Organism: Nerophis lumbriciformis (worm pipefish)
Lineage: Eukaryota; Metazoa; Chordata; Actinopteri; Syngnathiformes; Syngnathidae
Product: GTP cyclohydrolase 1 2-like
Biological process (GO): tetrahydrofolate biosynthetic process; tetrahydrobiopterin biosynthetic process
Cellular component (GO): cytoplasm
Molecular function (GO): GTP cyclohydrolase I activity; GTP binding; zinc ion binding
Source: RefSeq, a predicted model, not a curated record